This is a messenger RNA of Cylindrotheca closterium, 1563 nucleotides long. NCBI's taxonomy places the organism in Eukaryota, Bacillariophyta, Bacillariophyceae, Bacillariales, Bacillariaceae. The record is from the annotation of a GenBank genome assembly.
AUGAGACAACAGUCAAGCUACAAAAAAGGAGGAGCAACAGAUAAGCCAGCCAGAGAGACGGACCCAUUGCUGGAGGCCUCUGCUCCAUCUUAUUUACAUUCCACUCAAGGGGAUUCUACUAGAUCAAGACGACGCACAAGUCGAUCACCACAUCUUUCGAGGGAUCCAAUGGACCAAUCGCAAGAGCCAGUCGAUGGCGACUUUGAUUCCUAUCAGAUUGUGACAGAUCCUUCCAACCGAUCCAACGAUACCUCUGUGGGAUCCUCCAAAGGUUCGAACCAUUAUACGCCUGGAAGUCGAUCAGUUCACUCUGUCAAAAGACAGCAAAGUCCUACGGGGAGUGGGAGUUCGGAUGAGGACCAUCCACCUUUUUUGGAGGUUCCAGAACACGUUUAUGCAGUCCGUAAAGGAGCGCUAUCAGUGCUCAAACCACUCGUCAAAACAUGGUUGGUUGUUUCCAUUGGGUUUGCCUUAACUAUUCUGUUUGCAGCAGCACGAUGGACUGAACUGAUGAGCUUUUUACCGUAUUGGUUCAUUCUACUUCCCUCCUGGCUAUCACAUUUAGGCCUUGUUUGGUGUCACGUUCAAUCUGCAAAGGCUCUAUCGGUGUUCAUUGGAGACGCCAACGACAGUCGGCAGCGAGCGGAUUCCAGAGAUCACCUGGAUCGAACAGAAUACCUACCGUUGCUACAAAGAUCGCUGAAAUUUGGUGUCAAAACUGGCUUGAUAUCCACUGGUGUUUUCAUUUUUGAAAUUCUCAUUUACAUUCGGUUGUCAAAGGGAUCCAUGCCGUUGUCCACAGUUUUUACACCCUUUUGGAUCAUUGUUGUGGUUGGAGUUUUGGAUGGAAUAAUAUGCAAGUCGCAACAUCCCCUCCGGGUAGUUUGCUGGAUGCUAACUUUGUGCUCCAUGAUCAUGGCUUGUCUCAAGGUAGACCAUGGAGUUGACACAAUUCGAUGGAAAUCCAUCAUCUCUCCCAUCGUUGCAGUCCUUUUAAUUGGAUCUGCAACUUUGGUAUACAUUGUCUAUGGACACCAUGUUGGUUACUACAAAUUGACAGAAUCACAACUGGUUGCCGGCAAGUUAUACUCGGCAGCAGCAGUCUUGGGAAUUCUUUUGGUCUUUGUCUUUGAGGAAGUUAUGCCUCUGGCCAAGCCGAUCGAGCUCUAUACUAGAUUCUUCAUUGUAGUGGUGGCACCAGUGAUCAUGGCACUGCUGGGCAUGGGAGCUUGGGCGGUGAGUCGGGACGAACACUCGCAAUUACUUUUGUACGGAGGACAAGCAGCCGUUCAUCCACAAAAAUUACGAUGGCAAUCCAUGGGCUGGACCAGCGUCCAGGGGAAGGGGGUUACCACGAUACCAAUGUUCGGUGAAGUCAGGUAUCAUCCACUUAGACAGGGUGAAGCGCCGAGGAGUACAGAAAUGUGUGCCACUUGCUGCACUUAUUAUCCAUACGAAGACGAGGAAGACAUUCCGUAUCCAGAAGAGUUGGAGGACCAUCCCUACUUGGCCCCAGUGAAUACCGAUGGAAAACCGCAAUAUUCCAGUCCGGAAAUUGUGUAG